AUGCAAAUGGAAACCCUCCCUCUCCUCCUCACACUAACGGCAGCUCUCUCAGCCUAUUUCCUUUGGUUCCACUUUCUCUCUCGAACUCUAACUGGUCCAAAAGCUUGGCCCUUUGUUGGUAGCCUCCCACUUCUCUUCAAAAACCGCAACCGUGUCCAUGAUUGGAUCGCCGCCAACCUUUGUGCCACCCGCGGUUCCGCCACCUACCAAACAUGCAUCAUCCCUAUUCCUUUCUUAGCUCGCAAGCAAGGCUUCUACACAGUCACUUGCCACCCCAAAAACCUUGAACACAUCCUCCGAACCCGGUUUGAUAACUACCCCAAAGGACCCAAGUGGCAAACCGCGUUCCAUGACCUUUUAGGCCAAGGUAUAUUCAACAGUGACGGAGAGACAUGGCUCAUGCAACGCAAAACCGCCGCUCUAGAGUUCACCACACGAACGUUGAAACAAGCCAUGUCUCGGUGGGUGAACCGCUCCAUCAAGAACCGGUUAUGGUGCAUUCUAGACAAAGCAAGCAAAGAUAAUGUCUCAGUGGACUUGCAAGACCUUCUUCUACGGUUAACCUUUGAUAACAUUUGUGGACUCACGUUCGGAAAAGACCCCGAAACUCUUUCCCCGGAACUACCUGAAAAUCCGUUCGCCGUUGCUUUUGACACUGCCACUGAAGCCACCAUGCACAGGUUCCUCUACCCGGGUCUAGUGUGGAGGUUCCAGAAGCUUCUGUGCAUUGGACCAGAGAAGAGGUUAAAGGAAAGCCUUCGAAUUGUUGAAUCCUACAUGAACGACGCCGUUGCGGAUCGCAAGGAAACUCCCUCCGACGAUUUGCUAUCUCGUUUCAUGAAGAAACGCGACGCCAACGGCAACCCCUUCUCCUCCGCCGUCCUUCAACGCAUCGUCUUGAACUUCGUCCUUGCCGGAAGGGACACGUCAUCAGUGGCUCUCACCUGGUUCUUCUGGCUCCUCAUCAACCACCCUCGCGUCGAGGACAAGAUCGUAAACGAGAUAACCACGGUUCUCGCCGACACGCGUGGCGGAGACCGCCGCCGGUGGGUGGAGGAUCCGCUCGACUUCGGCGAAGCAGACCGGUUGGUGUAUCUGAAAGCGGCGUUGGCCGAAACGCUGCGUUUGUACCCGUCGGUGCCCCAGGAUUUCAAGCAGGCGGUCGCCGACGACGUGUUGCCGGACGGUACGGUGGUACCGGCGGGAUCGACGGUGACUUAUUCGAUAUACUCGGCGGGGAGGGUGAAGACGAUUUGGGGUGAGGAUUGCAUGGAAUUUAAACCGGAGAGGUGGGUUUCGGCUCGGGGAGACCGGUUCGAACCGCCCAAAGAUGGGUUUAAGUUUAUGGCUUUCAAUGCUGGACCAAGAACUUGUUUAGGGAAGGAUUUGGCUUACCUGCAGAUGAAGUCUGUAGCUGCUGCUGUGCUGUUGCGUUACCGGCUAUCGCUGGUUCCCGGUCACCGGGUCGAGCAGAAGAUGUCUCUCACUUUGUUCAUGAAGAAUGGGCUCCGGCUGUUCUUGCACCCACGUAAGCUUCACGAAGGGCCAGGCAGUGCCACGUCACCGUAA
This is a messenger RNA of Abrus precatorius (Indian licorice), 1569 nucleotides long. RefSeq names its product cytochrome P450 86A1-like. The record is from RefSeq and is a predicted model, not a curated record. The coding region runs from base 1 to 1569 and encodes 522 amino acids. Gene Ontology annotation, molecular function: heme binding; monooxygenase activity; oxidoreductase activity, acting on paired donors, with incorporation or reduction of molecular oxygen. The transcript has 2 exons. Lineage: Eukaryota; Viridiplantae; Streptophyta; Magnoliopsida; Fabales; Fabaceae.